AUGAGAGGCAGGGGACUUUCGCCGAGGGGUGGCAGGGAUUCGAGUCAGCAACAGCAGCAGCUGCAAAUGGCGUCUCCCCAAGACACGUAUCUGGACUCGAGAGCUUCGGCACUGCACACUGCAGAAGCAACGAUAGUGGAGCUUGGAGGCAUUUUCCAACAGCUGGCUCACAUGGUGGCAGACCAUGGGGAGAUGGCCAGGCGGAUCGAGGACGACGUGGCUGACACCGACACCAACGUCACAAUGGCCCAGGCGCAGCUCCUCAAGUACCUGCACGGCAUAUCCUCCAACAGAUGGUUAAUAAUGAAAAUAUUCCUUGUGCUGAUGGUGUUCAUCGUAAUUUUUGUGUUCAUUUUGUAG
Messenger RNA from Ostreobium quekettii, 360 nucleotides. Lineage: Eukaryota; Viridiplantae; Chlorophyta; Ulvophyceae; Bryopsidales; Ostreobiaceae. The record is from the annotation of a GenBank genome assembly.